AUGCUCCGCCUUCUUCAGUAUACCCUUGGACCCCGCCAGCCAAUUCCUUUUUGCAUUUACCUGGGGACCCAGCCAACUAACUUGGACCAGGCUGCCCCAAGGCUACGUAGAAUCACCCGCGAUCUUUUCCGUGAUAUUACAUCAAGACCUACAAGACGUAUGCCUGCCUGCUAACUCCGCCCUCCUUCUCUACGUAGAUGAUAUUUUAUUGUGUUCUACUAGUGAGGAGGCAUGCAAAUUAGAUACUAAAUAUCUCCUUUCAGAGCUAGCCCGGAAAGGACACAAGGUGUCCCCUAAGAAGUUACAAUAUUGUAAGCAAGAAGUAAAGUACCUCGGGCACAUCCUAGGAGUGGGUACCCGAAGCCUAGCCACCGAUAGAAUCGAGGCUGUCACCAGAAUUCCCCUCCCCAAGACUAAGCGGCAAUUACGUGGCUUCCUUGGUAUGGCAGGCUUCUGCCGAGCAUGGAUUGCCGGCUAUAGCGAAAUAACGAAGCCUUUAACCGCUAUGACCCGCCAAGACCACCCAGAUACUCUGGUCUGGGAGGAGGAAGCUUAUAAAUCCUUUGAACGCUUAAAAAGAGAAUUAAGAUCCGCUCCUGCUUUAGGACUGCCAGACUACCGGAUUCCUUUUAACCUGUUCAUCCAUGAACAAAUGGGAGUCGCCUCAGGGGUCCUAACCCAACCCUUCCGAGAUCAGGAAAGACCAGUAGCCUAUUACAGCCUACAACUAGACAACACCGCAAAGGGAGCAGUGAGUUGUUUAAGAGCUAUUGCCGCCGCUGCGAUCCUCCUUGAGAAAGCUCAGGAAACAGUCUUGGGACAUGAAAUUACCAUCCAUGUCCCCCACUUGGUCUCCACCCUCUUAACCUUGAGAGGCUGUCAUCACUUCUCAAACUCUCGCCUAAACCGAUACGAAGCCCUUCUAUUAACCCCAUCUAACGUCACCAUCAAACGCGUCAAUUCCCUGAAUCCGGCUACCCUAUUACCCCUUCCUGAUGAUGGCACCCCACACCACGACUGCGCUACCAUAGUCCGCCAAGCUGAGAAACCACGGGAGGAUCUAGACCACCUUCCCUUAGAAAACCCCGACCUCAUACUGUACACUGAUGGCAGCUCAAAGGUCAUCGAAGGGGAACGGAAGACAGGGUACGCAGUCGUCUCUGACUUUGAAGUUCUGGAAUCUAACCCAAUUAACCCGCAGUAUAGCGCCCAAGCCGCUGAAUUAAUUGCACUCAUACGUGCUUGUGAAAUUGGCGAAGGGAAGAGAACCACUAUUUACACGGACAGUAAAUACUGCUUCGGGCUCGUACACACAACUGGUCAAAUUUGGCUCCAAAGGGGCUUCUUAACUGCAGCCGGCUCCCAAAUUUCACAUGCCGCCCUAGUGGAGAGACUCCUUACAGCCAUUCACUUACCGAGCGCAAUAGCAGUAGUCCACUGUAGAGCACACACCAAAGGGAGGGACCCGGUCUCAAAGGGAAACAGACGGGCUGAUAAAGCUGCCCAAAUGGCUGCCCUUCGCCUCCCAAAUAAUGAGUCCGAAUUCCAAGCCUUACAAUUACCUACAGACAUAGACUCAACACAAAUAUAUGAUUCAGCCCCAGAGGAGGAGAAAUCAAAAUGGGAAUCCGUGGGCGCAACUGAACAGAAUGGUAUUUGGACCCUCCCCGAUGGCAGGACCGUCCUUCCGAGAGCCUGGGUUCCAAAAUUAGUGAGAAUCCUCCACCAACAGACUCACUGGGGAAAAUGGAGAUUAAUAGAACACGUUACGAGGUCCUGGUACGCCCCAGGGAUAGCCACCGCAGCUACAGCAGCCUCCAAGAACUGCAUUACCUGUCAUCACUUCAACCCCAAACGUGAGCCCAAAAGGAAACCACCAGGAGCUAGACCAUGGGCCUUUGUCCCCUUUGAGAGUUUACAGCUGGACUUUAUCGACUUACCCCAAUGCCAAGGCUUCAAGCAUGCCCUGAUUAUAAUAGAUCAAUUCUCCUCUUGGGUGGAGGGAUUCCCCUGUCGAAAGGCCACCGCAUCGGUAGUUGCUAGGGCCCUCCUUCAAGACAUCAUUCCUCGAUACGGGAUACCCCGCCGCCUAGACAGUGACAGGGGAACCCACUUCACUGCUGAAGUAGUACAAUUAGUGGCCAAGGCCCUCCAAAUAAAGUGGGACCUUCAUACACCGUACCACCCACAGUCCUCUGGUCAAGUAGAACGUAUGAACCAAGAGAUAAAAAUACAACUGGGAAAACUCUGUAGACUCUCGGGGCUGAAAUGGGUAAAUGCGCUCCCACUGGUCCUUCAUAAUAUACGAAGUGCCCCAACCGGACCUUUGAAACUUUCCCCAUUCGAACUUCUAUUCGGGAGAUCCCCUCCCGUAUACAACACCUUGUUUCCUCUCUCAGAACUGGAGGUGGGGGAGGCGGAACUCACUAACUAUAUUAUUCAGCUUCAGACACAGCUACUACGCCUCCACCAGUACGCGGCUAUCGAGGGACAAAACCUGCCUAUCAACGUCCAAGCCCACUCUUUCCAUCCCGGCGACUAG
Podarcis lilfordi (Lilford's wall lizard) is the source of this 2542-nucleotide messenger RNA. NCBI's taxonomy places the organism in Eukaryota, Metazoa, Chordata, Lepidosauria, Squamata, Lacertidae. The record is from the annotation of a GenBank genome assembly.